UUGUGGUGCUUAACAUGGCAACAAAUCGCACAACAGAUGGAAGUAAGGCUUUUGCGCACUGAGUAUUUGGGGUUCAUAAUAACCUCUGGAAUAAGCAAAUUAAUACGUACUUCUUUGGCUCAAAAGAAGAAUUUAAACCGUCUUGACAAACAUGGAAUAAUAGAGCGAAGAGUUUAGUCUGAAUCCACGCAAGUUGUUGAGCUCUUCCCGGGGCCCUCCGGGGCCCAGGAAGACGAUGCAUCGCGGUGGGGAUAAGGACUUCCAGAUAUCGGCACGAAAGAUGGGCACAUCCUUGCUUUUCCAGCUGUCGGCUCAUGAGAGAGAGUUGGAUUUGGUGUUUUUGGACCACAGCUAUGCCAAACCGUGGAAUGCCCACCCAGAUGCCAGCAGUGCCCGGCCCACAAGGACGCUGUUUGUUACCCCUCGUCGCCAGCCUGAAGCCUUGUCAGACUCUGAUUCUCUAUUAGAUGUGGAGACCGCCACACCGACACCGGCUCCUCUCUACGAUAAUCAGAAAGCUCUCAGUGUGAUGAAGGAGUGUGAGCGGCACGUUCUGUUUGCUCGCACGGUUGCUGAGAGCCCUCCACCGCCCGAUGACUGGGAGGAACAUGUAAACAAGACUGGAUGGUCAGUGGCCCAGAACAAACUGUUCAAUAAAGUCCUUAAAGCUCUACAAGCUGAAAGACUCGCCCGCCUGGCCAAUGAAAAUGCUUCCAAUGAGCCAAUCUUGCGGAGAAUAGCUGUGGACAAGUGUGCCAGGAAGGUGCGGCAUGCAUUAGCCAGUGUGAACUGGGACACCAAGCUGACGCAGUGGUUACACACGACCAUGAUUGAAUCCUUGAGCCUCGCUAUGCUCGCUGCUUACCUGGAUGUGCUGCAGACUCUCAAAAGCAAGUUGCCAUUGCUGAUUGACAGAAUGUUGCUGACAACAGCAAAGACCGGCACUCCCAGUGCAGAGGCCCUGUCACUGCUACUGAAACGGCCCUGGGACCCGGCUGUUGGAGUCCUGUCUCAAAACAAACCGAGCAAGCUUCCUGGAUCGCCACUCAUCCUAAUUGCACCAUCAAGCCCGACCAAUCCCGCCCUGUCUACUUCACGGCGAAUGAGAUUCUGGCAGUCGCAACUCUCUUGUUUGGGAAAGGUCAUUCCGGUGCACAGUCACGUGAACAGCGGAGCAAACAUUGGCAUCACACAGUGCUUGGAGCACAUGUUGGGCACCGUCAGAGCAAAGGUCUUGGAGGUUCACAGUCACUUCCCCCACAAACCCAUCAUCCUGGUUGGCUGGAACGCUGGUGCUCUCAUCGCCUGUCACGUAUCUCUUAUGGAGUAUCUGACCGCUGUCGUGUGUCUCGGCUUCCCGCUGCUAACAGUCAACGGGCCGAGAGGGGAUGUGGAUGACCCGCUGCUGGACAUGAAGACCCCCGUGUUGUUUGUGGUCGGCCAGAAUGCUCUGCAGUGUAGCAUCGAGGGCAUGGAGGAGUUCAGAGAGAAGCUGAGGGCAGACAACAGCAUGGUGGUGGUGGGAGGGUCAGACGACAACCUCAGAAUCAAUCCGGCAAAGAUGAAGUCAGAGGGACUAACGCAGACCAUGGUGGACCGCUGCGUUCAGGACGAGAUAGCAGACUUCCUGUCGGGCGUCCUCACACGAGCGGAGGGCCACGGCCACGGCUCCGGGGAGAUGAGGGACCUGGACACGGAGAAGAAGAAAAGGCCUCGGCGGGAGCUUCCCUUUGACAUGGAGAGAGGACGACCGUCCUCCCCUGCACUCAGACUUCCCAUCUCACCUUCAGGUUCAGAGGAUCUGUCUAGCGUCUGUAGCAGUCCCACUUCAAGUCCCAAACCUAAGACGUCCGGUCUCUCUCCAGCACAGAAGUCCAGUCUGAUCACAGCCACGCAGCUCCUCAAGACACACAUGCAACGCUCUGGCACAGUCCUCACUCCUAAGCAGGCUCAAGCUCAGUUUGCUGCUUUUAUGAAACAAAACAUGCUUGUGAGGAAAAAUCUUCCUCCCGGCACCCCUCCUUGUAUUUUUGUGCCAGUGACCAGUGAUCAGAUGGAGGGCCUGGACAGAGAUGAACUGAGGUCCCAUGGCAGGAGGAGGCAGGCGCCUAGUCCCACACCAAGCAAAGUCACCAAGAGAGCCAAGAUCAAGGUCACCAUUGUGUCCCAGAGCGAGUCCGCGGGGGGCACCAUGAGCCCUGCUGCACAGGAAGUGGGUGUUUCUGGGAAGCCCUUAAGAGUGACCGUGGGACAGACUGUGGCUGGAGCCAAGGAGCUCUCUGGACUUCUCACAGGCCAGCGGUCUGGUAGUCUCUCAGAGGUAUCUGGUGCCCUGUCCCCAGGCUCGAGCUCAUUCAACAGCGUGCAGCCUUGCAUGGUGUCAGGGUCCUCCACACCAGUCCAGGCGCAAGCUCCGGCUACUGCCCAAGCGCCUUCCGCCAGCAGUCUACUACAAGGCCUAAGUUUCAGUCUUCAGGAGAUCAUCACCAAAACUCCUAGCUUGCCCGCCUCAGCAGCCAAUACAGGCAGCACCCAGGCGGUCUGUGGCAAGCCCCAGGGUCAGGUCCUGAGCUCCGUCUGUACCAGCAGCAGCAGCACUCUGCUCCGGGCGUUGCCUGUGGUCACCACAGGAGGAGUGGCUAAAACCACCGCCAUCCACCAGCUGCUCACUAAUGGCGGGCUGGCCAAGCUUGCCAGCAGCCUGCCCGGCUUGGCGCACAUCACCAAUCAGACCGCUGCAGUGAAAGGUGUCCAUGAUGACACACCCGAUGUAAGCCGAUGCUGUGCCAGAGGCAUUUGGGAGCCGCAGCCUGCUGAUGAGACUGCCCCCUCCCUGCAAUGAUAUACACACCACCCAACAACAUGCAGAACACCUGCUUCACAUCCUCCAGAGAGCUCCCCAGUGGAGAUGGUUGGAAAAGGCCAGGCAGUCACUGUCGGCUGUGGCUGCGUUGCUUAACCUCCGCGCACAGAUGGUUAACGCUUUACUAACACUGCAAUGGUGGUCUUCAUGCUAUGGUCUGUGCUCUCUUCUUACACCUUUAACAUCCUGACGGCCAGUGAAAAAACACAUGAUCACAUGUUAUCCUCAAGGAGGAAAUUAUUUGUAUCACGUGAGGAUAAACUGCAACCUACCUGGACUGUGAUAAUAUUGCUGUACGGCCUACAAAAGGACAGCCAGGAUGUUAAUUAUAUAACUCAACUAAAAGUAACCAUUAAAAAAAAACGUAUUUCUUAGGUUGUAUUAGGUCCAAGCACUUUUGUCAUAAAUUGAUUUGCAUCUUAUUUAUCAUCGGUCUAGACAAGUCAGUUGUGUGUGAAGCAUUUUGACAACAUGUCACAACUUGAUAUUUGUGAAUAUCUCCAUAUUUGUAAGCUAAUUUAAAUGAUAGCUGUGGCUUCCAUAUUAUAUAUCACAGUAAUUAUUUUCACACCAUUACAGUGUUUCAUCAUAAUAUUUGCUUUUUGUGUAGCAGUUUUCUUUCACCGUGUCAAACAACUUCACCAUAUAGUAGGCCUGAAAUAAGUUAGAGUGAGAACUUCAAGGCUACUUAAAUGUCAGUACUGGUCCUGAUUAUGUGAUUGCGGAAGCUACAAUGUUGUCAAAGAGGCCUGGAGUUGACUGAGCAUCUGUGCAAUGCUCACUUUGAAUAAUAUGCACUCUAAAAGAUGCAUUACAUGAAAG
Messenger RNA from Anarrhichthys ocellatus (wolf-eel), 3685 nucleotides. It is a transcript of the gene kansl3, whose product is annotated as KAT8 regulatory NSL complex subunit 3. Gene Ontology annotation, cellular component: NSL complex. Bases 236 to 2842 code for a protein of 868 amino acids. The record is from RefSeq and is a predicted model, not a curated record. The transcript has 21 exons. Gene Ontology annotation, biological process: positive regulation of transcription by RNA polymerase II. Lineage: Eukaryota; Metazoa; Chordata; Actinopteri; Perciformes; Anarhichadidae.